CGGAAAUACGUCAUCGCGUUGACUGUACGUCGCUCUGGCGGGAACGUCACCUUUUUCAGCAACAUGAAAACCCAAAUCUGACACAGCUUCGAAAUGUGUAUCACAAGCUUUUUAAUUUUAGACUAAAUUAAAGAUGGUUCAGAUAUUUGUAAGAAGCAGUGUGGAUGGUGGUGGUCCUUCAGAGUGGCUGCUGGUGGAGCUGCAGGGAGAGAUGGUGUCCCGACACAACUCUGGUCUGGCUGGAAACGUAAUGGGUGACCUGAUGUACACCAAAGAGGGGGUGCCGGUGCUUAUUGUUGGUCAUCACAUUCUGUACGGGAAGCAGGUCAAACUGGACAAACCCUUCGCCGUCCUCAUGAAGCACUCGGGUCAUUCUCAGGACAGCCAUGAUGAUGCCAUGGAAACGGACCAGCGGGACUCCACCUCGUACUCGGUGAAGGCACUCAUCAAACGGAAGCUGAUCUUUAAGACGCGCCCCAAACCCAUCAUCACAAAUGUGCCCAAAAAGGUGUAGCGUGAGCUCGCCCUCAUGAGCAGCUUUACCUGUCAGACUGAAGCUGGCAGCAGUUCGGUUCUGCUGAUGGAUCCCUGUGAGGCUGACAGAGGUUCAGAUGUUGUAAAUGUUCUGAGGCGUUCUUUCUGAACGACACUCACUUUGGUUCCUGUGUGGUAUUCAGUUUUGUGCCUGUACAGAGAUGCAGAAGAAUUCUUAGAGUCUGACAUAUUUAUGAACAAUCAUCUGUUUGAUGUUGAACAUCUGAAUGAUUCUUUAAAUAAAACUUGCAUCGACAAAAA
Molecule: messenger RNA, 795 nt
Organism: Oryzias latipes (Japanese medaka)
Lineage: Eukaryota; Metazoa; Chordata; Actinopteri; Beloniformes; Adrianichthyidae
Gene: chtf8
Product: CTF8, chromosome transmission fidelity factor 8 homolog (S. cerevisiae)
Biological process (GO): mitotic sister chromatid cohesion
Cellular component (GO): Ctf18 RFC-like complex
Source: RefSeq, a predicted model, not a curated record